AUGAAUACUAAUCAAGGAGUUAGUUCUAAUGUCUUUAUGAGCUUUAACGUUACUUAGCAUUGUGGGUAGCUCCACUAAACAGAAACUGGUUUGAGCUAACUAAAAAUAUAGGAUGACUUCUAACGACGAAGACAUUAACUUGAAUCAGGUUCUAAUGGAGGAGGAAACUAUUUGUGCAAUAUGCAAGGCAACGUGGAUUCAAAAAGAACCGAGAUGUUUCCCCUGCAGCAAUAUCGUUCAUAUUUUCUGCACUGAAUGUAUCGAAAUGUUAGCUGAACAUAAUGACUCAGAACCGGGCGAUACUAUUUGCUGUCCUAUCUGUCGGGAAGAGCAUGUUUGGACAGAAAAUGGAGUGAGAUCAUUUCCACGUUUAGGACUCUUUGAUAUGGACGAAGACAAACCUAUUCGGAGAAAAAUCUAUACAGAAAACUAUCAAAAUACUGAAAAUAGAGUACUUUGCGAUACUGAGAAACUUCUUACUGCAUCUUUGGGAAACUUGGAACAAGAAGAGUAUUCUAUUUGUGAGAAAAUUAAUUGCGCGACUGAAAAGCUUGCUGAAAGAAUUUCAGAGAGAAACAGGAUACUGUUAAAUGAAGUUGAAGCGUUCUUUGAUAAGAAAAAAGAUGAAAUGGAAGAAAUAAUAGCCGAAUUUCAAGAAUACGAUAAUUUUUCUAGCGAAGAAGAUGGCGAAAUGGAAAUGAAAAUUGAAUUAAGCAAUAAGGCAAUAUCAUGCCUUCAUAGAAUGAUAGACUUCUAUCCCGAAGAAUCAAUAGAGAAACUAAUCGACAUUGGUACGAAUAUUACAACAAGGGAUUUUACAGUAAAAGCAGAAGUUUGUUCAAUACCCAAGCCGUGUACAAUUGUCACAGCGCAAAGUUAUGAUAAUUUUUUAUAUUUAAUAACCGAAAAACCAUCAAAUAGCGAAUAUAGCUACAAUUUCUAUCGUUAUAAUUGGGAAGAAGAACUAUUGGAGAAUUUACACGAGUGGAUCUGUCAAAAUGAACGACAAUUUAAAAUUGCGGUUAAUAAUAAAGUUUACAUUUUAAAUUCUGGAACAAAUAUGGUAGAAUAUGUACGUAGUAUAACAAAAAAGAACUAUCUUCGGUAUCAGUGCCUCUUUAAAGAGUUUUGUUUUGCUAGAAAAGGUAGUUUUUACUGUAAUAUGACAGGAUGGAAUAAUGGAAUUAUAUUAACAAGCGAAAUGGCUGGUAAGAAUUCAACAAUUCUAAAACUCUCUGAUCCAUUUAAAAUUGAAUGGAAAUCAGAAAUUGAUAAUACUUGGGGCUGUGUAAUUGAUAUGAAAUUAAACGGUGAUAAAUUAAUUACGUACUUCUCUGAAAAAUCUUGCUGUAUAUUAGAUUUCAAUUCUGGUGUUGUAUUAUCGACAAUGUCGGCGACAAAUCUAUUUUUCAAUGGUUCGGAUGCAACAUUUAGUUGUUCGAGUAUUUCUUUCCUUACAAGACUUCUAUGUAAAAAAGGUUCAGCUUUAUCAGUAUUCAAUAAUACUUAUUUAAGCGAAUUGAAAAAAAAUAGCGUUGAACUUUGGGUUUAUAAGACGGUUUUCGAUUUAUACAAGACGUUCGAAUAUAAGAAGACUUCCAAGGGAAUAUUAGUAUAUUUUAUGUCGAAAUCAGUUAUAAACACAGUUCAUAUAAAAAGUGUUGAAUAAUGAAUAAAUAUUGUUUGAAAAGUAGAGCAUUUUUCAAGGCAAAUACA
Molecule: messenger RNA, 1716 nt
Organism: Dimorphilus gyrociliatus
Lineage: Eukaryota; Metazoa; Annelida; Polychaeta; Dinophilidae
Source: the annotation of a GenBank genome assembly